Molecule: messenger RNA, 2788 nt
Organism: Durusdinium trenchii
Lineage: Eukaryota; Dinophyceae; Suessiales; Symbiodiniaceae
Source: the annotation of a GenBank genome assembly
UAUUGUCCCGCUGAAAGUCUGGCAUCUUUCCCUCCAGCCAUGCGACCUUCUCGAGAGCGGGCGGUAUCAGCGAAGGCCAAGGAGAAGCAGGAGCAUACACAGGCCUUCACAAGCUUCCCGGAUUUUUCCAAGUUGAACGAUGGGUGUCACAAUGGAGUCAAAGAGGAUACCUUUUGCACGGUGCGUCCAAGCAGCAGGAGUGGAGAGGCCGCAGGCAGCGAGAAGCGCUGGGGGGUGGUCGACAAUGUUUCGAUCAAGGAUUUGCUAUGGGUGUGCGACCAAACCUUCGCCAAGACUGGUCGCCAGAUUUGCGCUGAAGCCCUCGAGAGCGUCCAGAAAGAGUCGGAGAUGGCCAGGGCCAAAAUGAGGAAUGAUGUUGUUCAGCCCAUCACCGCUUUGACCAACGCCCUUGAUCGACUUCCAUCUAGGCUGGAUGGGCCGAUCAAGCGCAUCUUUGAAUCUGAAGUGAUGCCAUCCUUAGCGUCCUUUGGCGAACGAGUUGGCCGAAUGGACGAAGAAUUGAAGGCCAGCUUUGAUGAAGUGAAGAAGCAAAGUUCUCAGAUACAAGAACUUCAGAGGCAUUCGACGAAAACCUGUGAUCAACUGCUCAAGAACUAUGCGGAGAAUACUCAGGAUCAACUGGCUCAACUUCAGCUGGUUCAUGCGCAGGUCUUGGAUGGCAAGAAGAGCACUGCGGGCGAUAUACAUCAGCUUUUGCAGGCGAACCACGACCUGCAUGGAGUCAUCGAGCAGAAGGUGGACGCCCUGCUCUGGAAGCAUACGAAAGAGCACGCCGUCACAGUGGAUUUCGGUUCCAUGCCGAAAGUCAGAGAUGAGGAUGACCUUGCAGCUAUCUCUGAAGUUACCGAGCUGCUGAACAAGGUGGACUCCACCUUGACGGAGUUUGAUGUAAAGAUGCAGGCUUGGCUGGUGGAGAGCAUGCAGGCUUCUGUUGGAGACCGCUCCGAAGUGCGACGAGAGAUUGUUGAGAGUCAAAAUGCCUCGGUGCAAUGUGACUCGGUCGAGGUAGCGGAUGCCUCAGUACAAGCCGCGUCAGAAAAGGAGCCCACAAGGAAGAAGCGACGGCGGCCAACGCGGCCAACUGCACGCACAUCACGCGUGUCGAUGGUUGAGGUCAAAGACAACAGAGUCGCCAAGCGAGGUGUGCCCGUCUUUGCAGAUGAGAGGGAGAUGAAGCGGAAUGUGCGGAACGCCAUGAUGAAGACCAGGUACAAUGUGCAUGACUUGUAUAGUACUACUGGGUGCGCCCAGAAGAUCGCCCGGCAUCCAUACUUUGAGAAUGCCGUCUUAGCUGUGAUCUUUCUGAACGCAAUCUGGAUGUCAGUGGACACCGACAACAACCCAGCGGCAGUACUUGUUGAUGCGCCCCCCAUCUUCAUCGUGAUGGAGAACUUGUUCUGCUUGUUUUUCACGACUGAGCUCUUGAUCCGUUUUGUUGCUUUUGACAGGAAGCGCGACUGCUGCAGAGAUUUUUGGUUUGUUUUUGAUUGCGUGAUCAACAUCUACAUGAUUGGUGAAACGUGGAUCCUGUCGCUGAUACUUCUACUCAGUGACAUGACCACAACUGAGGCGUUGUUUGAUGCCUCAGCUCUUCGCAUCAUUCGAAUGGUGAAGAUUCUACGUUUGUCGCGUAUGGCGAAACUGUUGAGAGCAAUCCCGGAGCUGAGCAUAGUGAUCAAAGCAAUCGGAGCAGCAGGACGUUCCAUGUUGGUGAUUGCAGUGUUUUGCUUGAUGGUGGUUUAUGUCUUUGCUUUGACCUUAAAGCAGAUCACGCUGAUUGUGAAUACUGAUCCCACCGACCCCAGCAUCGCUGCUGAUUUCAACUCUGUGCUCUCGGCUAUGAACGCACUUCUGCUGAGGAGCUUGUUUUCAGACAGCGCCGACCUGGUGAACGGCCUAUCUAACUGGCAUCCUGUGUUCUGGCCUUGUAUCAUGCUCUUUGUGCUGAUGACCUCCGUCACCAUGAUGUACAUGCUCAUGGGUGUCAUGGUCAACGUCAUCGACAUCGUGGCGGCCUCGGAGCGCGAGGGCCUGGCAGUCUCCACGGUGGCCUCAUCCCUCCGGCAGGUCAUGAAGAAGCUGGGCAUUUCUACUGAUGGUCCGGUCUCCAAGGAAGCUGUGAACGACCUUCUGAAUGAGGCCGACGUGGUCCACUUCUUGUACAGCAUGGAUGUUGACGUGCUCUCCUUGGUGGAGAUGAUCGAUCAAGUCUUUGAAGAUGUUUUGGAGCGAGAGGGACGGCCACUGGAGUUUGGAGACCUGGUGGAGACGAUCAUGAACAUGCGAGGGAGCAACCCUGCCACUGUUCAAGACCUCAAAGCCUCCAUCCGAGCCUUGAAGAUGGGCUGGAAAGCAGAGAUGAACGCCCUCCGUGCAAGUCUUCAUGGGCAGCUUCAUUCGAUCACUAUGCAACUUUAUGAUGACAACAAUGAAAAGAACAGUUCGGAAGAAUAUGAAUGAGCUCAUGUGGGGGGCUUUUGGAAUGAUCGACGCUCCUGAGUCCUGAGCAUCCCGGCAAUCGGCACCAAGACUUUGAGGCGAUGAAAUACUCGUUGCCUCAGAAGACUCGUCCGAUGGAUUGGAAUACAUCACAUCUGGCUGCCUCGAAGGGGCCUUCAGCCGGACAUGUGUUUCCUGCAGCUGAAGAAAGCCUUCAGGAAUUGUUUCUCUCCGUCCUCUUUCUCACCACAUGACGAUUAUGUGAAGCGGGCUGUCACAGGGUUGUCUUUGGAGGGUUCUCUGAAGGCCUGUUUGCUUUACCAGGGUG